AUGCCCAAUAAUAUUACUGCUACUAGCCACAAAUCCUCUCCCGUUCAUCAUUCCCUAACUUUACAACUUGUUUCCAUCACCAAAGAUCCGGACACAAACUUUAUUCUCGGACACAGCCACUUUAUAAAAACAGUUGAAGAUUUGCAUGAAACCAUCUUCUCUACCAAUCCAAAUAUCAAAUUUGGAAUUGCAUUUUGUGAAGCAAGUGGAAAGUGUUUGAUUAGAACUUCAGGAAAUGAUCAGAAAUUGAUUGAAAUGGCAAUUCUCAAUGCAAACUUGUUGAGAGCAGGACAUACUUUCAUAAUCAUGAUUGAGAAUGGAUUUCCAGUUAAUAUUUUGAAUUCUAUUAAGAAUGUUCCAGAAGUUUGUAGAAUUUACUGUGCCACUGCUAAUCCUACACAAGUCAUUGUGUGUCAAACUGAACAGGGAAGAGGAUUGAUGGGUGUAAUUGAUGGAUCAGAGUCGAAAGGAGUAGAAACUGAAGAUGAUGUAAAGGACAGAAAGGAAUUAUUAAGAAAUAUUGGUUAUAAAUUGUAA
Messenger RNA from Naegleria gruberi, 537 nucleotides. RefSeq lists its product as uncharacterized. The transcript has a single exon. NCBI's taxonomy places the organism in Eukaryota, Heterolobosea, Eutetramitea, Acrasida, Naegleriidae. The coding region runs from base 1 to 537 and encodes 178 amino acids. The record is from RefSeq and is a predicted model, not a curated record.